Anopheles stephensi (Asian malaria mosquito) is the source of this 9527-nucleotide messenger RNA. RefSeq names its product receptor-type tyrosine-protein phosphatase-like N (gene IA-2). Gene Ontology annotation, biological process: protein dephosphorylation. Gene Ontology annotation, molecular function: protein tyrosine phosphatase activity. The record is from RefSeq and is a predicted model, not a curated record. Gene Ontology annotation, cellular component: secretory granule. The coding region runs from base 901 to 4035 and encodes 1044 amino acids. The transcript has 6 exons. Lineage: Eukaryota; Metazoa; Arthropoda; Insecta; Diptera; Culicidae.
CCGAGCUGUCGGUCGGUCGGUACCGAGCCAUUCGACUGACAGUCGCGAAGUGUCAUUCGCCAGCAAAAUACGCACCGACGUAGAGGACGACGACGUAGGGCCGCGCGUACAAGGAUAUAGGAACAUUUGCUGCUUUUUUUUCUGGGAUCCACAGAGCCUUUGAGGAAUAGACUAAAAGCGUCAGCUAAGAGAAAAGUAAACAAACAGAACGUAUAUUUUGAGUGGAAUCUCUAUCCACCAGCUGGUAUAUCUAUGUGGAGCUCGUUUGCUUUACCCAGUGCGGGACGUGCAGAAAACUGAACUGAAGCCUUCACGCAACACACUCUCGCCAGCAAACAACGAGUUCUUAAGAGAUGCAGGGGACAUUACUAUACGCUGUUUACAUCGCCACCAAUAUCGUGCUAAAUCAAGUGCCUCGUGAGUAUUUGUGCUUUCGAAAAACGUAAGAACUUGUAGAACCCCUUUACGCUACGGACAAUUUUCGGCCAAAAGCUUAAAAAGAAAAGCGUGUAAAAAGAAACACGAGUGUGUGUGUGUGUGCGUAAGCAAACCGAGUCCGUCAUAUCAGAUAAACACGGCCAGUGGCGUGUGGUGAAGGCAAGUGACAGCUUCGACAGUGCGCUGUUGUUUGGUUGUUUGUUUUUGUGUGCAUUAGCAGCGAAAGAAAGAGAAAACGAGUACAAAAAGAGCUGGAAAAGGAUAAAAACAGACACGUAACUCAUGCAGCAACGGAGCAAGCAAAGGACGGAUCAACAAGAUUAAUGCGACAUUUCUUCACGCAACAACAGCAGGUACAGGUACAGGUUGGAACGAAAAAGCGGUAAACGAAAUCAUCCCCCCCCCACCCCGGAAAAACGCCAACCACGGGAACACUUUAAAGUGAUGAUCUAGAGCGCAAAUAUGUCAAAUACUGACACAUCGACGACAGUGGCAGCAUGGACAAACACUUCGAGGCAACACUUGAUGAUGGCCGCCGGUCUGCUGGCGCUGCUGCUGCUGUCCGGCGGUGGCACUAACAUCCUCGUCUCGGCCGAAGGCAACAUCGGUUGCCUCUUUGCGGAAACACUUUGCUUGGAACACCUGGAAUGGUGCUAUGAUGACUUCGCCUUUGGAAAGUGUCUACCGCAGUAUGGGCUGGAACCGGAGGAACUCUUCCGCAAACCGCUGGAGGAGGACCAGAGCCGCAUCCUGGCGCGCAUGCUCGAGGAGCUCCAGGGGGCCGGUCUCGGCUGGGAGCACCCGUUCACCCAGUGCCGCAUCCAGGGUGCGCUCUUCGCCAUCCGCACCAACUCGGAGAUCCCGCAGACGCUGUGCGCUAACCUAGCGCCGGAUCCGGAGAUCCUUGGCCCCCAGAGUCCGCUUGCGUUCGUACGCUUUACGCCGCCGAACGAGGAGUACGCCGACGAGGUAUACUAUCCACCGCCGAAGAAAGCAUUCGCACACCAGCAGAUGGAGUCACCGGUUGAGUUAGACAUUCUGCCGGAGGUGGUUCCUCUGGAUCCGCGUGCACCAUCAAUUGAGCUUGAGCGAGCGCGACUUCAGGAGCUGCAGCGGCGGAUUGCUCUCGGGCGAAUGCUCAAGCAGUACGAUGCCGAUCAGCAGCAGCAACAUCCACCGGACGUUACGGACUAUCUGGAUAUGGGAGCUGAGAUGAACGAGAUCGAAGACAGCCAGCUGUUACCGUUCAAGGCGGCGGAAGGUGAGCGUGAGUGGGCAUACGGAGCGAGCAAACGGGGAGCGACCGGCUCGGGCAUCUUCCGCGAUCAACAGGCAGGAAAUGAUGAGGAACGCGCUCUCAAGGAACUGGUCGAUCGCUUAACACCGGCCGACGUAGAUCCGGAGUUUGAGUACAUCUACCCCAAGACGUCAUCCUUCCGAGAGUACGCGAAAGAGCAUCACAUCCCGAAGAUAUCCAACUUUGCGCCCGAAAACGUCAACCGACUACAGCAAGAACCAGGAGCGGCGAAAGCUAACGACCCAAACGUGGACAAGUUCUACACCCAUCCGCACAAAGCAGUUCCUCAUACGCGCAAUGAAAUUCCAGCCUCGGGCAACUUCCGUGAGUCAGCCGUAGCUGCUUAUGCACCCGGUCCGGAAGCAGGUGGCUUGUACACCGAGGGAGGUUUCGUUUACGUUCCAAAGUCGGGUGGUCGACCAGGCAAGGAUGAAGCGCGCACCCUGCUGGACAACAUCCUUGGUUUUACCAGACGCGAGCGGCUAGACGUGAAGAAACCGGGACCUCCGGCAGCACCACCACCAUCGGGCCAGAGUCCUAGCGAACCACCGAAGGAGAUGGCACCAGCAGAGGAAAAACCUCACCCGGCAGCCACAGGUGAGGAUAAGCGACCGAAAUCGAAGAAGGAACUGUUUGCCCACACGGACGACGACCAUGCACCGCACUCGGUCGAUACGGAGUACGCGCACGUUAUCCUGAAGAAUCCGAUUGACAACUGGAAGGAUGGAUCGAGGAUUGUGGCCGCGCUGGCUGAGCUAUUGAACAUGCAGGGCUACUUCACGCAUCCACGAGUCGAUCGGCACGAAGUCUCGUUCCGUGUGGAGGCGAACCCGGAUCGCAAAACGGCUGCCGAUGUUGCCAAGCAGAUCAACGAUAGCCGCUUCAAGAACAAUCUCUCGCGACGGUUGGGUGUGCUCGUUAUACAGGCCGGCGUUGGCGAUAAGACCAAGGAAAACGAUGUCUCUUCACAGCGUUUGAAGCGUGUCGAGGAUGGACCGAACGUUACCCACGUUAUGGCUUACAUGUUUGCUGGGGCAGGAGCAGCAGCUGUUAUCGUUGUUGCGAUGACGCUGUUCCUUAUCCGCAAGCACGAUAAGAAGAAGGACAAACUGGGAGGACUUCAGUCGGGAUUGAGCGGUGCCGACAGCUCGAGCAAGGAUUAUCAGGACCUUUGCAGAGCGCGUAUGGCAGGUGGAAAAACGGGACCUACUGGCUCGGAUUCCCCUGGCGGACGCAUAACGGCACUGACGAAGGAAGCCGAAGCGAGACCUCCAUCGUCCCGCUCGAGCACAUCCUCCUGGAGCGAAGAGCCGGCGCUAACGAACAUGGACAUCUCCACCGGCCAUAUGGUGCUGUCGUACAUGGAGGACCACCUGCGCAACAAGGGACGACUCCAGCGCGAAUGGGAAGCACUCUGCCGGUACGAGGCGGAACCGAGCGCACGGGAUGCGGCACUACAGUCCCAGUGUGCUCCACUAAACCGUCCCGGUGCACCUUUACCGUACGAUCAUUCGCGUGUUGUGCUGAACCAUCUGGCGAACGCAGAAGGCAUGGACUACAUCAACGCGUCCACCAUCACCGAUCACGAUCCGCGUGCCCCGGCGUAUGUCGCUGCUCAAGGACCGAUGCAGUCGACGCUGGCACACUUCUGGCAGAUGGUCUGGGAGCAGGGUGCUGUAGUUCUCGUGGCUCUGUGCCGUCUGCAAGAGAACGGUGAGCCGGCGUGUGCUCGCUACUGGCCCGAGGAAGGUGCCGAGGUGUAUCACAUCUACGAGGUCCAUCUGGUUAGCGAGCAUAUCUGGUGCGAUGACUACCUGGUGAGGUCGUUCUACCUGAAGAACCUGCGCACGGGAGAAACGCGUACCGUGACACAGUUCCACUUCCUGUCCUGGCCACAGGGUGGCGUACCGACGUCCGCGAAGGCACUGCUCGAUUUCAGGCGCAAGGUCAACAAGUCGUACCGAGGACGUUCGUGUCCGAUCGUUGUGCACAGCAGCAAUGGAUCGGGACGUACCGGUGCCUACAUCUUGCUCGAUCUGGUCCUUGGACGCAUGAACAAGGGCGCCCGGGAAAUUGACAUUGCCGCAACACUGGAACAUCUGCGCGAUCAGCGUGCCGGGCUCGUGGCCACCAGGCAACAGUUCGAGUUCGUCCUAAUGGCCGUCGCGGAAGAGGUGCAUGCCAUCCUUAAGGCACUGCCACAAUCCACCAGCAGCAACAAGGGCUCGCAGGAUCAGGAAAAGGAUGACAAGGCAGCACCGGAAGCAGCGAAGGCGGCCGACAAACCAGUGGACAAGUGAAUCAUCAGCUGAAGAUGUGAGCGGAUACGGAUGCAUUUAGUUGGGCUUAGUUGUAGUAGUUCCUUUACGGUGAAACGUUAUUCAUUUCUCCUGUCAGAUCUGAUUUUAUGUCAAGUCUAAAACACAGAUAAGUCACUUCCUAGACCCACUCUUGUUGAGUGGCCAAGUUAAGAUGUUUUAUCAUCGGAGUUCCGUUGCGCUCUGCGCCUUUUUAAUUCAACUCCUUUAGAGUACUAGAAUUGCCUCUAACGUUCUUUGUUGUUUUAGAUGAUUUUGUUAACAAAAGUUUCCCCUUUCGAAUGCUUAGUAAUCUCCCCCGGACAUAAAAUAUGGGGGAGAAGCUAUUAGCGCGAAGCGGGAACCAUAUUGGACAGAUGACGACAAACAAGCUAACGGAGUUAUUCGGAUUGAAUCGAUUAAACAGAACCUACACGCUAAGCGAACCCCUGGAUGCACGCACUCAAAACGGAAGACGGCACAACCAUGAAUCGAACAGGCAAAACAAAACAAACAAAAAAAAAGAAAUUUAUGUAAGAAAUCCAUACCAAAAACAAACACAUUUACACACAAACACACACACUGUACGCUGCGAGGACAGCGAGCACAACUGAUGCACUGUCAAUUUGAGAACACCCUUAUGCAGAGCAGCGAGCAGAUCAUCUUUCGGUACGGUGGAUGCACCGGCGGUAUCCUUGACCCGGCCGGACCACUUUGCCCACCAGCCUGCAAAGUGGUGCUGGCCGGGUGUGAGACCGGGAUGCGGCGGUGGGCCUACCGAUCAGACAGAUCAGCGCAGUAUCAGCAGUAGACGAAAAAUCGACACCUUCUUUUGAAUAUCAUCUUUGCAGCGAGCGAAGCGAUCAAUGCAAGGACAAAGCGGGGCAACAAUGGCAAACAUGGCCUCUAGAGGAAACCUCCUGAACCAACGGACUACUACCUAUCAUUCACCUACUAUUUAGCCGUCAUCGUCACAUCGCCAAUCAAUGUUACUAACUGUGGGUGACUGUGACCGUGGGUCCUCACUCAAGGAAAAAUGGAAAAAAAACAAAUCAUCUAUGUACCUCCUAUAACUACUUCUACUAAGCGUACUAACGCGUACACUAAGUUGAAAUUCUUGUUUUUCACCUAGCACCUCUUGGCAGACUUGGUGUGUCAGCGGUCAGUUACGUUACGUUGAAGGCCAGUAGUAGCCAGAUGGAUAUUUAUCCCUAACCCAGUAUCCUUUCCCAAACCCCGGACAACUCAUUACAAAGGCAUACCAAAAAAAGGAAGAUACAAACGUCAUACAUAUAUCUAUACAUACAAUACAUUAUUAUACAUAACAAAAAGUAAUUAUAUAUAUAUACAUACAUUACAUAUAUACAUUAUAUUAUAUUGCAAAAAGCAACAGAGAUAGAGAGAAUAGGUGGGAGACAAAAGGAAAGAAUGUUUCCCCCUCCCCUCGUAACGUAUUUUAAAACCUUACUACACAAACCACUGGAGCUGAUAAUGAUGAUUAUGGUCAUAUAUUGAGCGGAUUGCGGGGCAGUCUGAAUUAGUGAAUUGAAAAGUAUAUAUUUUAUCGACCUCGAGGCAGGGUGCUCGAGUUUUGGGAGGAGUUCGUUUCGUACAAAAAGCGAUUCAAAAUCGCGCCACACACACACGCGGAAUUCAUAGAGCACAAAACUCGAAGAAGCAAGAUGGCGAUCAUCAGAGAUCACAGAGUGCAGCUAUUAGGUAGGAGUAGGAAUUUAGAAAAGGAAGAAAAACCAAACCAAAUACCUAGGAUGUAGGGUACGGCACAUUUGAUGUGCUUGGUAGACAGGGCAGGCAGACCGACAGUCCACAGAAGUAAACGUGAACAAUAUCCAAACACAAGAACACCGCAACGAACACGAACGAACGACCGUUUUGUUGGGCAAGAUCUGGACGAGAGAGGUACAAUCGGGCGAAGGAAGUGCAUGGGAGGAUGGAAAGUGAGGUUAGGCAAGGGGAAGAAAAUAUAUAUUUUUUGAUUCCUUAUUGUAGAAACAGCCGGCACACCGGUCGCUACUGCACCGCUGAAGCGCUUGCGUCGCUCGCACCAGAGUGUACGAACGGGAGGGUUUUGCGGUACGGAACAUUGUUACAGCGGUACGCCGUUUGACAGAUCUGUCAGCGGCUCCUUCGAUGUAGUGCCCGAUCGGCGAACGACGCACGCUUCACUAUCGCAGUAGAGGACGUGCGAGUGUGUGUCCGACAAGCUGUCAACCAUUUAGUAUACAUACUCACACACACACAUAUAUAGAAAGCAGCAGCCAGAAAACCUUUACCAUACUAUAUACUACAAACACACAAACACGUGACGGGGGGAAGAAAAUGCAUUUUAGUGUUAUAAACAAAACAAAACAAACGCCCCGCACGAGGUAAACCAACUAAGCGUAUGUAAUUGUUCGAUGAAAAUGUGUACUUUAUGAAAGUAACGAAACGUUAUGCUUAUUCCACUUUUACCCAUUUUAGUGAUUUAAUGUGUGAUUCAACGUAUGCAUGUUACUAAAGCUACCCAAAAGAAGAGAAAAAAAGAGUAAACAAACAUAGAGCAGAAGCAGCAACAGAAAAAAAAACCAUCUCACUCACACAUAUACAAUCUAUCUAUAGCGCGAGCGAGCGACAGUGGCAACUAUCGGGAGUGUGCGUAUUUUCACGAUCUUCAGUAAGAUGAGCAUAUAUUGUACUGUAACCGCACCAGGUUAAGUGUUACUUACCCACGUACCCGCUCAAAAGCUCGACCAACGUCCCCGCACAGCCACGCCACACAGACUCGCCCAACCAACAUCAGCGUUCGACAGCUCGAAGCCCGCAACUCCAGCCUGUUGAGGGUUUCGAAGCUGUCCGGGCGAAAGCUUGUGGCGGAAACGCUUGGGAGUCGCAUCUAAGAACUACUAACCGAACCCAACAUGGCGCCCACUUUUGAAGGAUCGACAGUUUCGGCUUGGGCCCGUUUGCGAGCAUUUCGGCCGCAAUCGCACACCUUUUCGGCUGUUUUUAUUGGUUUUGGGGGCAUUCAAUUUCCAAUCCACAUUCGCCAACAAAAAAAAAAUGGUAGCAAAACAACAUCUUUCCUAAGAAAAUUCUGACGACCGGAUGGGGAGAAAAGUUUGAUGAGGAGCACGAAACAUGCACUGGAUAUAUCUGGAGACAUCAUUCUCUCCCUCUCUCUUUCACUUGCACCAUUAUACAUGUAUAUCAAAACAUAAGGAACUGGCAUCAAACGGGCCAGGACUUGAAACUUUCGCCUAUCGAAAAGCAAGGCGCCAUUGUGAGCGAGAAUUGAGCGUGGACACUAAUUAUACUAAUCAACAAAAUGUACUAAAAGCGACAAACUCUACGAACAAAAAAGAAAAAUUAAGCGCAAGAUGGCGAUAGUGAUUUGUUUACACUUUACAAAAAAAAAAAAACAAACAGGCAGAAGGGCGAAAACACAUAACACAUUUGGACAACUUGAAUCAUAAACAAAUGGCAACCGCAGAAGUAUCUAUGUGUGCGUGGAAAGAGAGAAAGCAGGCGAGAGAUAAAGGAGAAGAAGUAAAACGAAUUAAUCAGAGACUGAGUAAAAACAAAUGAAGUAACAAACAAAAGGGAAACCCCUACAAUUACACAACCCAACAAAAACAAUGGAAUACACACUAGUUUUGUGAACUUAUUUAUCUGAAAACCUAAACCUGUUGAAGCACAACGCGUUAAGCGCGCCUAUCUAAGUAAGCAAGAAGAGAAGAUCUAAUAAACCGGAUUAUGUUUUACAUACAACUCUACUUCAAAAAAACAAAACCAAAAACCAAAAAUGCUGUUUCUUAGUAGUGUUGCUUUUUCUUCCGACACUUCGAUGUUUAUACUGGAGGUUGAGUUUCUUUGGUCGGUCUUUUUUUUUUGCUGUCAGCUCAGUAUCGUCUCUAGCAACAGUUGUGCGAUUGGGGAUGGAGAUUUUUUCAUUUAAUUUUACACACACACACACACACACACACAAACACACUCUUUUGCACUUACACAAACAACACAAAUGUAUUUACGAACAAACAAACAAAACACUAAACGAAUCGAACGGAACAAAAUGGAACACGGACAAAUUGCACCGGAAAAUCAACAUGACCAACGACGGAUACGGAUAAACGAGAUUACGAGCGUAUAAAACAAAUGGGAAACUCAUACAAAGGAAAACCAAAUCUGUAAUGGAUUACUAUAUACAUAUACAUAUACAUAUAUAUGAUACUUUUUGAGCUAUUUCACAUAAAUUAUAUAGACAUAUACAUUUAAAUGGGGCAAAUAAACAAACAAAAAAAACCAAACAAAAAAAUGGAAGCGAAAGCACAAAACAGAAACCAACAUAUAGGAUAGAGAUGGCGCCGACUGGCAUACAUGGUACACCCCACUAUGGAAAUACAUAUAUAUAUAUAUAUACAUACACGCAUUAUGUGCAUAUACACUAUAUACUUAUACAAAAUGUCAAUCAGUGUAUCCCUCCUUUCGUUCCCACAAGACACAAUCCAGGACAGGAUCAAUUCAUCACCACACGCCUCCAGCCUCUCCUCCACACAUCCCCUCUAAUGUGCCGCCCACCAUACAAUUACAAAUACAAACACCUAACUCACUACUACUUUUGUGGCUUGGUACGUUUAUAGCAGCAACCGGUACCGUACGUACGCCUACUUUGAUGUGAUUGUGUACAGCGGUACGGAGUGGAGUGCAGCAUUUGUACAGCGGUUACCACGCUGCCUACUGCUCAUCGUUGCAGACCGAAUGCUCGCUUGUCUGUGCGGAUUGCAUACGUUACGAUCGUUGUCCGUCAGCUUUCGAAAGGUAUGCAAUGCGCACUGCAAAGCGCAUUCAAUGCAUGAAUAUAUCAUACAGUUUAGCACCACUUGCGAACUAGGAAUGCGGUGUGUACAUGUGAAACACAUUUUGAACUUUUAACACAGAUGAAAUGUAUAAGCAAAAGAAGAUAAAGCAAACUAUAUUAUCCUAUAGCAUCCUUCCAGGGAGGGAGAAAAACAGCUGAAGAAAAGCCUGAGUAAAGAGUGACCUGCGCUGGCAGCUAGAACAGGAGCAUGAACAGGAGCUACACUUAGAAUUGAAUUUAUUGUUAUACAUAUUUACCACUACCCGUUUAACACUUGAACGCCCCUGUUUCAGGGAAGAGAAAACUCACAAACACGCACACUAUUUAGCCGAGCCGGAGGGAUUAGCGAGAGUAGUAAUAUCUCUCUCAUGCGGCAGUUUUGAACGGUUGACAGUGCAAGACAGAGGAAGCUUAUUUGGUAGACAGCAGACUACGGCAAAACAGAGGUGUAUUCAUAUUUAUCUUUAUGUGCAACUAAAUGUCCAAAUGUCCUUUAGGCGAUGCAGAAACCGAUGAUCGGAAGAUCGACACCGCAAAACUCACAAACACUUAUACUCCAUACACAUCAAAAGCAUUAGUGAAGAAUGGAAAAAUAAAUAACAUAUGUUUAUUUUCAAAAGAGCAUCCAGAAAAAUCUAAA